Messenger RNA from Solanum pennellii, 1777 nucleotides. Its product is annotated as UDP-glycosyltransferase 79B6-like. NCBI's taxonomy places the organism in Eukaryota, Viridiplantae, Streptophyta, Magnoliopsida, Solanales, Solanaceae. Bases 14 to 1558 code for a protein of 514 amino acids. Gene Ontology annotation, molecular function: UDP-glycosyltransferase activity. The transcript is spliced from 3 exons. The record is from RefSeq and is a predicted model, not a curated record.
CUAACCAAACAAAAUGAGGCCCAAAAAAAUGGCAGAGUCCAUAGACUCAAAGCUCCAAAUAGUGAUGUUCCCAUGGCUUGCAUUAGGCCAUAUAAUCCCAUUUCUCAACCUCUCUAAUGAACUUGCUAAAAAGGGUCACAAAAUCUCAUUCUUAUUACCCAAAAAUGCUCAAAUCAAACUUCAAAAUCUCAAUCUUUACCCUAAUCUCAUCACUUUCCACACACUCAAAAUCCCUCAUAUCCAUGGCCUUCCAUAUGGAGCUGAAACUACAGCUGAUGUGCCUAGAUCUUUGGAAACUCUACUAGCAACAGCUAUGGAUGAAUUGUAUGAUGAAAUCAAAUCUUUUCUUCAAAACCUAAAACCCCAUUUCGUUUUCUUUGAUUUUGCUCAUUGGGUUACUGAAAUAGCAGUAGAAAUUGGGGAUAUCAACACUAUUUGUUAUAAACUUACUUCCCCUGCUACAUCAGCUAUUUCAUUGAUUCGACCUCCGGAAAAGAGUGUUUUCAUGGCAUCAAAUGCAGCUGAAAAAGUUAGGCCACCACCAGCAACAGAAAUUGGGGGUAUCAAGACUUUAUGUUAUAAAAUCGUUUGCCCUGCUACAUCAGCUUAUUCAUUGGUUCGAUCACCGGAAAAGAGUGUUUUUAUGGCAUCAACUGCAGCUGAAAUAGUUAGGCCACCACCAGGUUACCCUUCUACUACUGUGGUGUUGCACGAACACGAAGCUAAGUUGCUAGAGUUUCUGUUUCAAGAAUAUGGCAAGGGAGUGACAAUAUAUGAACGGUUGACAAAGGGAAUGACACUAUGCGAUGCAAUAGCUUUGAAAACAUGUCGAGAGAUUGAAGGAACAUUUGGUGACUACAUCGCCACACAAUUUAAAAAACCAGUCCUUUACACUGGACCUGUUCUUCCUGAUCCUGAAAAGGGGCCGUUAGAAGAACAUGGAUUAUCGAAUUGGCUCGAGAAGUUCGAACCAGGAUCAGUGGUGUUCUGUGCAUUUGGAAGCCAAUUGAUUCUUGAAAAGAAACAGUUUCAAGAACUUGUUUUAGGCCUUGAACUAACAGGUCUGCCAUUUCUGGUAGUUCUUAAGCCACCUGAAGGAGCAAAUUCAGUAGAAGAAGCCCUGCCUGAGGGAUUCAAAGAAAGGGUUCAAGAAAAAGGAUUGGUUCUUGCUUGUUGGGUGCCUCAGUUGAAGAUUUUAACUCACAAAUCAGUUGGUUGUUUUGUGUCACACUGUGGUUAUGGAUCAAUGUGGGAAUCUUUAGCAUUGUGUGAUUGUCAAUUAGUACUUUUGCCAAGUGCUAAUGAUCAAACUUUAAGUGCUAGGAUGAUGGAACAAGAUCUUAAGGUUGGUGUUGAAGUGAAGAAGGAUGAAAAUGGUUGGUUUUCAAAGGAGAGUUUGUGCAAGGCUGUGAAAUGUGUCAUGGAUAAAGAUAGCCAAGUUGGCUGUUUGGUGAAAGAGAAUCAUAGAAAAUGGAAGGAAGUUCUUUCAAGUCCUGGUUUCAUGAGUAACUAUAUUGAUAGUUUCAUUCAGAUUUUGUAUGAACUUCUAGUUAAAUAGACCUAGAAUAGGCAUGCGGUUGAAGUUACAGGUUCAAUAUGUAUAAGAACGUAUUUCAAACUUAAAACUCUGAAUCCGCCUCUAGUUGGAGACAAAUGUUCCGUACUUUUGUCAUACUCCAGUUUCUGAAUAGAUGUGUUGCAGUAAAAUAAUUGUACUAAUGUUGCUCUGAUAAACACCUUGUGGUGAUCUGAUAUUAAUAGUUCUGUUUAGUCUUGA